AUGCCACGUGCUUUCUGUUUAUUUCAAGAAGGGGAGGGAGAGAGAGGGAGAGAGAAAGAGAGCGAGAGAGGGGCUGUAUCUGUCUCUGUGUAUCACACACUUACAGACACAUCAUCGGUGACACUCUACAGCCUUCAACCUCAACAGCCUAAAGGGACGCAAGGACACCGAGACCAAGAGCCUGAACUCAGACAGCCGGAAAAAAGGAGUUCUGAUCCUCAGUGCAUAAGUACGGAGGAUCUUGUCUCUUGUACCUCUAUACCCGCGGCUAGAUGGGACCCGGAUUGUUUUGGACCUUCCCUCCCAAGGCCGGCUGUAAGGUUCCCCAGAGCCUCCUGCAGUCCAUGUUGCUGUCUAGGAUGGCGGGUAUGAAGGAGCAGCUGUUCACCGAGGAGAAACCCCUGCUUCCUGAACAAAGAGGAGUGGACUCAGAUGUGACGCAGCCCGAUGGAGGAGAGGAGGGGUCCGGGGUUGCGAGCACGAACAUCAGUGCUGACCCCUUGCCACAAACCCACUCCCCCUCUCCCCACAGUCGGCCCGCUCAGCGCUGGCAUGUCAUCGCGCGGCACUGGCUCCGCCAGACCCGCUGUCGGACCGGCGAGGUCAACCGGGAGACCUGUGAUCAGAUGAUCCCUACCGGAGACUGGAAGGAACACGAUGUUGAGACCCCCUAUGGGAUGCUGCAUGUGGUGAUCCACGGGGCACCCAAAGGAAAUAAGCCAGCCAUCCUCACCUACCAUGAUGUGGGCCUCAACCACAAGCUGUGCUUCAACAGCUUCUUCAACAGCGAGGACAUGUUGGAGAUCACCAAGCACUUUGUGGUCUGCCACGUGGACGCUCCUGGCCAGCAGAUUGGGGCGUCUCCCCUGCCACAGGGGUACCUGUACCCCACUAUGGACCAGCUGGCAGGGAUGCUGCCCAGUGUGGUGCAGCACUUUGGCUUCAAGAGCAUCGUUGGGGUUGGGGUUGGAGCUGGAGCCUACAUCCUGGCCAAGUUUGCGUUGAUCUUCCCUGAUCUGGUGGAAGGCUUGGUGCUGCUCAACAUUGAUCCCAACGGGAAGGGCUGGAUCGACUGGGCUGCCGGCAAGAUCACUGGCCUGACCAGCAACCUGCCUGACACUGUUCUGCCUCACCUCUUCAGCCAGGAAGAGCUGAUGAGCAACACAGAGCUGGUGCAGAGCUACAGGCAACAGAUCGGCAACACCAUCAACCAGGUCAACCUGCAGCUUUUCUGGAACAUGUACAAUAGCCGGAGGGACUUGGAGAUGAACCGUAGUGGGACUGUCCUCAACUCCAAGACUCUGAAGUGCUCUGCCAUGUUGGUGGUGGGGGACAACGCACCUGCAGAGGAGGGAGUGGUUGAGUGCAACUCAAAACUGGAUCCAACCAACACAACCUUCCUAAAGAUGGCGGACUCCGGCGGACUGCCCCAGCUCACACAGCCUGCCAAACUGGCCGAAGCCUUCAAGUACUUCCUCCAAGGCAUGGCAAUUAUGGUUGCGAUGUUGUUGGCUACAAACUAA
Messenger RNA from Gadus macrocephalus (Pacific cod), 1523 nucleotides. RefSeq names its product NDRG family member 4 (gene ndrg4). Gene Ontology annotation, cellular component: cytoplasm. Gene Ontology annotation, biological process: brain development; signal transduction; positive regulation of ERK1 and ERK2 cascade. Lineage: Eukaryota; Metazoa; Chordata; Actinopteri; Gadiformes; Gadidae. The transcript has 18 exons. The coding region runs from base 273 to 1523 and encodes 416 amino acids. The record is from RefSeq and is a predicted model, not a curated record.